This is a messenger RNA of Prosopis cineraria, 1753 nucleotides long. RefSeq lists its product as uncharacterized. Lineage: Eukaryota; Viridiplantae; Streptophyta; Magnoliopsida; Fabales; Fabaceae. The transcript is spliced from 6 exons. The record is from RefSeq and is a predicted model, not a curated record. The coding region runs from base 97 to 1578 and encodes 493 amino acids.
UAGAAAAAGUGGGUGGCGAAGCCAAGUGGUAUUUAAAACGGAAUAUUAUUGUGGCCCAAAACGUGGACAUCAGAAUCUCUGGCUUCAAUCAUCAACAUGUUCAACUUCGGCUUCAACCGAUCAGUUUCCCUCACCGUCUUCUCCGCUUUCCUCUUUCUUUCUGCCACCUUCCUCCUCAACUGGCGCCUCGACCUGUCUAAAAUCACAAGCUUGUCUUUUCUCACGAACCAAAAGACCUCUCCGCGACUCAACUGUUUCAAUGAAGAUUUGUCGUCUCCGUCUCCGUCUCCGUCUCCGUCGCCAUGGCCGUCCCCGUCCCCAUCAGCAUCACCAUCUUUGUCUGAGUCCUUGACAUGCCCCGAGUACUUCCGAUGGAUCCACGAGGACUUGAAGCCGUGGAAGAGGACAGGGAUCACAAGGGACAUGGUGGAAUUAGGGAAGAGCCUGGCAGACUUUAGGCUGGUGAUUCACAAGGGAAAAGCCUACGUGGAGACUUACAGAAGGUCGUUCCAAACAAGGGACGUGUUCACGUUAUGGGGAAUAUCACAGCUCCUGAAGAUGUACCCCGGCAAGGUUCCAGAUCUGGAGCUCUUGUUUCACUGCGGGGAUCUGAGUAAGGUCAAUAAAAGAGACUAUCUGGGAUCACAUCCGAGAAUGCCAACACUGGUGCCACCUCCAUUGUUUCAUUAUUGUGGGGAUGACACAACCUUUGACAUCGUGUUUCCCGACUGGAGCUUCUGGGGUUGGGGUGAGCUCAACAUUAGACCGUGGGAGACACUGCUAAAGGAUAUAGAAGAAGGGAACCGGAAGAUGAAAUGGAAGGAUAGGAUACCUUACGCUUUUUGGAAGGGUAACCCUACUACGUCUCCUAUAAGGAAUAAACUCCUCAAGUGCAAUGCUUCACAUCAGCAUGAUGCGUAUGCUCAUAUAUAUUCCCUGAGUUGGGAUAAGGAGAUCCAACAAAAUUUCAAGAAUACAAAGCUAGAAAAUCAAUGCACUCACAGGUACAAUAUUUAUGCGGAGGGAAGGACAUGGUCGGUGAGUGAAAAGUACAUACUAGCGUGUGACUCCAUGACCAUGUUCAUAGAACCCAAGAACUAUGAUUUCUAUACAAGAAGUUUGGUACCUAUGCAACACUAUUGGCCCAUCAGGCCCAAAAAGAUAUGCAAUGACAUAAAGUUUGCAGUUGAAUGGGGAAAUUCCCACCAUAAUCAGGCACAAAAAAUAGGGAGAGAAGGAACAAAAUUCCUGCAAGAGCAAGUGAAAAUGAAGUACGUGUAUGACUACAUGCUUCAUGUUCUCAGAGAAUACGCAAGUCUAAUGAAAUUCAAGCCAGUGAUACCAGUAGGAGCUAGCGAGAUUUGUUCAGAAGUGAAUGAUUGUCACAUGGAAGGUGCGUGGAAGGAGUUUUUGAAUGAGUCGAAGGUCGAGUCGCCGAGUUCAGAACCUCCUUGCGAAUUGCCUUCUCCUUAUGAAACUCGAGACCUCCAACAAAUUCUAGGUAGAAAGAAUGGUCUGAUCCAGCAAGCUGGAUCCAAGCGAAGACAAACUUGGCUGGACGUUUGUUUCAAUUCUUAGACAAGAUUCGUAGUUUUUAGGCUUUUUUUAAUUUCACGACCGACUUUACAUUCCUCGCACAUAGUCGUCAUAGGUGCCUUCAUGUAAUUAUUCAAAUUUAUUUUUCAAAAGAUGGAAAAAAAAAAAGAGCAGCUUUCAUGUAAGCCAAUAAAUGAGAAAACUUUAUAUUGAUCUU